This is a messenger RNA of Ornithorhynchus anatinus (platypus), 1060 nucleotides long. Its product is annotated as basic salivary proline-rich protein 1-like. The transcript is spliced from 2 exons. The record is from RefSeq and is a predicted model, not a curated record. Lineage: Eukaryota; Metazoa; Chordata; Mammalia; Monotremata; Ornithorhynchidae. The coding region runs from base 68 to 496 and encodes 142 amino acids.
CCCGGGGGCAGGAGGGAAGUUUCUUUUCUCCUGCUGCUCCGACUUCCCUCUUUGAUUUAUAACGGCCAUGAAAUGCUCUGUCCUCUUCUUCUUUCCUCACUGCCUCUCCGGGCCCUCGGAGAGCACGGGGGCUGCCUCUCGGGGCCCGUGUGUCCCCCCACCCGCCCCCCAGCCCCCACCGUCGCCCCCGAGGCUGCAGCAGGGCCCAGCUCAGCCCCCCGGGGAGCCAUUUCCGCUGAGCACCGGCACCAGGGGCACCAGGCAGGAAAUGGACGGCUGCAGGGGGUGGCCGGCGGGCUCUCUGUUUGGAAACGGGGCAGCUGCGGGGGUGACUGCUGAGAGCUGGACUGAAUCGGCCAUCCCCGGGCCCCCAGUGCCCGCUCGCGGCCCCGCCGCCAAACCCCUCUUUCCUCUGGCUCGGCCGAAGGACGGAAGGGCCGGGCCUUUGGCCGGUGGACGGGCCGAGGACCCCUGGACGAUGCGCGGGGAAGCCUAGAGCCGUCCCCCCCACCGACGUUGAGCGGGAAGCCCCAUUAUUCCCGUGAGCCCCAGGGCAUCCUGGGAAGACCUGAGAGAGCAAAGGCUGAAUGACUGUCUCACACCCGACCCCCGGCUUCUGUCCCAGGCCCCUGGCCCCAGCCCUCGGCCCCAACCGGGGCCUCCAGACCUAGGCCUCUGGGGCUCUAACUCUCACUAGGCCCCACCUGGUCCGUGGAAGCUGAGGAAUGGCCCUGCCGUUCAUUCAUGCCGUUCCUGUGGGCAAACAGCGGGUCCUCCCGCCAAAAGUUGAGGAGGAAAUGCCCCCUGGCGAGCAAGGAGGAAGAAAGCCCAGGCGGGGCUCCUUGGAGUGGUGGGGCGGGGAAAGGGGACAACUGCUGGAGGACUCGAGGGUGGGCUGAGCCUCAGGGAGCAUCUUUUCUGGGGUAGGGGUCUCUGCUGGCUUGUGACUGUACGUGAGUCACAAACCGGCAGGAUGUGUGGGGGAGGAAUGAAGCCUUCACCCGACUAGAUACGGGUGGCCACCGGGUCCCCGUCAGACUGCCCCGUCGCCGCCCUCCCG